Peromyscus eremicus (cactus mouse) is the source of this 1316-nucleotide messenger RNA. RefSeq names its product adipose secreted signaling protein (gene Adissp). Bases 229 to 756 code for a protein of 175 amino acids. The record is from RefSeq and is a predicted model, not a curated record. Lineage: Eukaryota; Metazoa; Chordata; Mammalia; Rodentia; Cricetidae. The transcript is spliced from 6 exons.
GAGGGAGGAGAAGGCGUGGCGCGGGGCUGCAGCGGCGCGGGGCUCUUGCUCGCGCUCUAGAGCUUGCUCCGCUGCUGCCGCUGUCUCCGCGGUGGUUCCUGCCCGCCUGGCCGCGGGGCUCGCCCGCAAGGUUCCUGCCACUGUCUCUGGAGCAUGGCAGGCUACUGAGCUUGAGUGGCAGUGUCAAGCAGGAGCCGUGUGUCUUGCCCAGUGGCAGGGGAGGUGUCCAUGGCUGCAGCCAACAGAGGCAAUAAGCCCAGAGUCCGAAGUAUCCGAUUUGCAGCAGGCCAUGAUGCAGAAGGCUCCCAGAGCCAUGUCCACUUUGAUGAAAAGCUGCAUGACUCAGUGGUCAUGGUUACUCAGGAGAGUGACAACAGCUUUCUGGUCAAGGUUGGCUUCCUGAAGAUCCUGCACAGGUAUGAGAUCACCUUCACUCUGCCUCCAGUGCGCAGGCUGAGCAAAGACAUCCGUGACGCCCCAGUCCACAGCCUGCACCUCAAGCUCCUCAGUGUCACCCCCAUCCCUGAAGCAGGGUACAGCAUCAAGUGUGAGUACUCAGCACACAAAGAGGGCGUCCUCAAAGAGGAGAUGCUCCUGGCCUGCGAAGGUGACCCAGGCACCUGUGUGCGUGUGACGGUGCAGGCACGGGUCAUGGACCGGCACCACGGUACACCCAUGCUGCUGGAUGGUGUCAAGUGCGUGGGCGCCGAGCUGGAGUACGACUCGGAACACAGCGACUGGCAUGGCUUCGACUGAGGCCUGGGGCCCUGCCUGCCUGCCUACCUGCCUGCCUGAGCCCCUGAGCCUUAAAUUCCACCUGCUCCCCGAUGACAUGCUGCGUGAUGGUGUGGCUUCCUCACCUCUCCCCUGGGUGGGCGUGCCAGGGCUAGACCUUGCUCACGCCCCCCACUUCUGCCUUCAUUCCUGCCACCGUCCUGCCUCUCCUGUGGUCUCCUCGCCCACUUCCUCCUCUCCCAUGUGCCUGAGUCUCCUGACUGAAGAAAUGGGUUGAGUCCCAGGGAGGCUGUCUGGGAGGAGGGACCUGGGGUGGGAUUUACCUCUUCUGCCCCAAGCCAUAGGGGCUCUAGCUAGGGACUGGGAGAGGACGGAGUGGCCCUGUCUCCUGAUGUGGAUGCCCCAUGCUGCUGCUACGGUCGUCUCACCCCCCACCUCUGCUGCCCUCCACCUUCCCCACUGCGGUUCAUGUGGUGAGGACGUACAGUUUCCAGCUCCUACCCCUCAGGUCUGUGGUACUUGGUUUUUAAAUGACUGGUUGGGAUAGAGACCUUAAUAAAUAAAAGUUCCAGUAGAUACCA